AUGGCGUCUACAGAUGAAAAAUCAGCCAUCUUUGAGGCUUCGCCUAUUAAGGGACCAGAAGCUGAAGGACAGAGGAAGGGUCCUCACAUGCCUGGCGUCGAAGACGGCGAUGAGAGAUUGCUGAACAAAAUUGGGUACACCCAGGACCUCAGUCGCCACUUCACAAAAUGGUCAACACUUUCCUACGCCAUCUCCAUCCUUGGAGUUCUUGGAUCCGUACCUGCGACAUUCGGUAGUCCACUAGCCCUAGGGGUUGCCGAACUUGUCUCGGCCUAUCCCACUGCUGGAGGGAUGUAUUUUGUCACCCGUAACGUUGUGCCCCCUAAGCAUGCCGCAUUAUGGUCUUGGAUAAUCGGAUGGUGCAAUCUCUUGGGCCAAACAUCCGGAGUGGCCAGUGUGGGUUACACAGUUUCUCAGAUGAUACUCGCAGCAGCAAGCAUGAACUCUGGGCUCGAUGGAGACACAUAUGCAUACUCGCCAACCCCCCUCCAAAUCGUGCUCUUAUCCAUCGCCCUUCUCGCUAUAUUCGGCAUCAUCUGCUCUCUCACAACACACGCUCUGCACUCAAUCAUUAUAUGGUUUGCACCGAUUAACAUCAUUGCGUCCGUGACUAUAUGUAUUGCUCUACUCAUCCUUACACCCAAUAAACAGUCUGCUUCGUGGGUCUUCGGCCAUUUUACCAAUGGUUCGGGCUGGGGAACAGGCUUCUCCUUUCUCCUCAGUUUCCUCUCAGUUGCAUGGACAAUGACCGACUACGAUGGCACGUCACACAUGUCAGAAGAGACACACGAUGCGGCAAUUCGUGGACCACAAGCUAUCAGGCACGCAGUCACAAUCUCCGGCGUGGUCGGCUGGAUGCUAACCGUCACCUUCUGCUUCUGCAUCCCGGAUCUCGACGCCAUGAUUUCCACGCCCACGGGGCUCCCCGCAGCCCAAAUCUUCCUCAAUGCGGGCGGGCGCCAAGGCGGAACCACCAUGUGGUUCUUCGUGAUCCUUGUGCAGUUCUUCACCGGCUGCUCGGCCAUGCUCGCCGACACGCGCAUGGCCUACGCCUUCGCCCGCGAUGGCGCCCUCCCCUUCUCCGCAUUCUUCGCACGCGUCAACGGCCAGACCGGCACGCCCCUCCACGCCGUCUGGCUGAUCGUCGCCUUCGCCUCCUGCCUGAACCUCAUCGGCAUCGGCAGCACGCAGACCAUCGUUGCCAUCUUCAACAUCACGGCGCCCGCGCUUGACCUCUCCUACGCGGCCGUCAUCUUCGCGCGCAUCGUCUACGAGUACCUCCAGCUCAUCACCUUCGUGCCGGGCCCGUUCUCGCUCGGCCGCAUGCAGAAGCCGUAUAACGUGGUGGCCAUCGUGUGGGUGUGUUUCAUCAGCGUGGUGCUGAUGUUCCCCACCACCAGGCCGGUGACGCCGACGAAUAUGAACUAUGCUGUGGUGGUGGCGUUGGGUAUUGCGACGUUCAGCCUGGGGUGGUGGUGGGCUGGAGCGAGGAAGACGUAUACGGGACCCAAGACGCGGGAUCUCCUCCCGGGCGAGCGGAGUGGGAAUGGGGAUGGGAGCUUAGAUGAGGAGGUGGGGGGUAGCAAAGGGCUGAAAGAAGACUCAUGA
Molecule: messenger RNA, 1608 nt
Organism: Drepanopeziza brunnea f. sp. 'multigermtubi' MB_m1
Lineage: Eukaryota; Fungi; Ascomycota; Leotiomycetes; Helotiales; Drepanopezizaceae
Source: RefSeq, a predicted model, not a curated record